AGGAAGCUACUGAAGGUCGUCAGUAAAGUGGGGAACUAUGGAGUCACUAUCUAAUCAUCGUCCUGUGGACUUCUAUUAUGUCUUCCUUUAAUUCAGUCUCCGAGCAGUGUGCGCGAAGGGAGUUUGUGUCGCUUUAGCGAAGUUUGUGUGCGCGCAGUUUAGUGCAGCAUUUCUUUAUCCUUCCCGCUCUAUGUUAAUGAACAACUGAAUUACAAAAUGGCCGCUGAUUCGGGAAUGGAGACGUGUCCGUCACCAGAGAUCGCCGAUUCCAGAAAAAGGCCUCUUGACAGUGAUGCAGAGAAUGGAGACACAAAGCGGUCGCAUUUUAGCUCAGAUGGAGGAUCUGAUGAGGGAAACGGAAUGACAGGUGGCGAUGGAACAUUUCACUUUAAAGUGUUGGUACCCAGUAUCGCCGCAGGUGCGAUUAUUGGUAAAGGCGGGGAGACAAUCGCGCAGUUACAAAAAGAGACUGGGGCUCGAGUGAAGAUGUCAAAAUCGCACGAUUUUUACCCAGGGACGACAGAGAGAGUGUGCUUAAUUACGGGAAGUGUGGAUGCCAUAAUAUCUGUUUUGGAAUUUAUAAUGGAGAAAAUUCGAGAGAAACCCGAUUUGACUAAAAGCGCGGUGGAUUCUGAUAAUAAAUUAAUGCAAGAGAGAGAUAAGCAAGUGAAAAUUUUAGUACCUAAUUCGACGGCUGGUAUGAUCAUUGGUAAGGCGGGUAAUUACAUUAAGCAAAUAAAAGAGACGAGCGGUUCUUACGUACAAAUAUCUCAAAAAGCGAAAGAUGUGAGUCUCCAAGAAAGAUGCAUAACUGUGAUAGGUGAGAAAGAACAGAAUAAACAGGCAUGUUUAAUGAUAAUAGGAAAAAUAGUGGAGGAUCCACAAAGUGGGACCUGUCUGAAUGUGUCAUAUGCCGACAUCAGUGGACCCGUAGCAAAUUUCAAUCCUACCGGAUCCCCUUUUGCUCAGCAGCAGGCAAGCAAUGCCUUCAAUGCGUCCACUGCUAGUCUCAAUAGCGGUCUCGGUACAGUCUCUCAAGGCAUAAUGCUUAAUGGAGGACUCAAUCUCAGUCUUAACCUCACGACCCCAGGCCAAAAUAUUACAACCAUAACAGCACAACUGUUAGAUCAUAUAAAGAUGCAAUUGAGGAAUUCAGGAUUUUCUGAUACUCAGGUAGCAGAAAUAUGUGCAGCAGUGACAGUGUUGGCGAAGUAUGGCAUUAUUGCCGUGGGGCUGGGCAUAGGGAGCGCACAUCCCGGGGCCCUUCCCGUUUCCAAUUAUCUUAAUAUGAUGGAUCAAACCGGUGCGGCAAAUGCCAGUACUGGCGUGUUUGGGCCCAUAGGUCAAGUUAGUUUAGGCGAUUGCAUAGGUGCCAAUUCCCCCACUCCGAGAACUAAUCUGGAAAGAUACGAUUCUGCGUUCGAUCCCUUCCGCCAUCAGAAUUCAGCGGCUACUGCUCCGAUUUCAUUAAAUAAUAACAGUUUCGGUCUAGGUACGGGACAACAGAUGGCUGUGCUUAGCAAGAGUCCCACUCCGGCGGAACUGAAUGCCCCUAAAGAUACUAAAAAUGUGGAAAUAGCGGAGGUCAUCGUGGGUGCGAUCCUGGGACCAGGCGGGAGGUCUUUAGUAGAGAUUCAGCAAAUUAGUGGAGCUAACAUUCAGAUAUCUAAGAAGGGUAUCUUUGCCCCUGGUACGAGGAACCGAAUAGUAACCAUAACAGGGAAUCCCCAUUCUAUUACUACGGCACAAUAUUUAAUCGAACAACGCAUUAGCGAGGAAGAGCUGAAGAGAGCACGAAAUAACGGCCUGGGUACAUUGACAAUGCAGUGAUUAAAUUGCUUGAUAUCAACAUUCAUCGAAGAAGGGUACAUAGCGACACUGUUGAUAUUCAAUUAUUUUUAACUUGAUGAUAAAAUAAGUUGUUGGUAAAGUUAAACUUUUAAAUAUUAAUAUUACAUUAAGCAUAGAACUACAAAUAUUUUAAUUUUUUAAUGUAUACUUGUGAUGUUACCACAUUAACUAAUGGGAGGCUUUGUCAAUAUUUUACGUAACGUUUGUUUCGACAGUUGAAAAAUUAAUAGUCAGAGGUCUCCUAUUAACAUUUAUUUUUUAACUGCGUAUAUUUCUGCAGUAUAAAAUUGUUUAGUAUCUUAAUGUGAUUAUUUGGAUUUAUGUAAUAUAUGUAUAAUAUAUAUGGCUAUAUUUUUUUAAUAAUUGUUUUGUAAGACGCGAGUCUUGAGUAAUAGACAACGGAAGAGUUUCAGUUAUUACACAAGAUUUCUUUGUCGAUGUAUGUAGUAGAUAUAUUUCUUUAUAUAAUAUAUAAAAUAAUUUUUCUUCCAGGUAAAUUUUUAAUCAAUGAUCUGAUACUAGAUACCUACAAUUAAAAAAUCAACUGAAAAUUGUGAUGCAAAUCAUCCGUUCAUCCAUCAUUAUGAAUUCUGUUUGUUAUAUCAUUAUCUAAGCAUUUUUAAAUAUAACGUAUUUAAUUAUAAUGUUACGUCACAUUAAUAAUAUGAUAUGUAUGUGAUGAAUUAUUAAUGUCAUUGAUGUUUUUAUUUCAGAAUGGAAAUAUUUGAGUGAUAAGUUUGAUAAGAAAUGACUAUGAAAUUUUCUGUCUGCUAUGGGACGGAACGCGUAUAUUUCUAUGUUAAAGUUUAUUACGCAGGGUUGUUACCUAUACGUAUCCGUACUGCAAAUAAUUCGGAAAAAGUUUCCAUCUAGGCCGUCUUUGGUACAUUUGUAUAGAUUCUUAGCCAAGUUUAUUUUUUUAGAGCUAUAAAUAUUCUGUAAUUUUUAAAAAAUUUAUCAAUAUACGAAGCAUUCCAUUAUUUUAAAAUUUUUUGCGGUUCCUUGUUAAUUCAUUUUUGGGGGAAACUUCAAAAGCUAAUUGGAACUCGAAAAUUUCCCCGUUUGAAGUAGAAUCGAUGCGGUUGAAUAAUUUUUCGGUUGGUUAUCAAACCGUCAUUUUAAUUUUGCGUUUCGAGAGACCUAUCGCUUUCUUCUUCAUAUGAAAUUCUUCCUUUGUGCACUGUUUCAUGGUUCUAGGAGAAAAGUUCCCGUGAAUUUAUGCUUCAAAAGGCUUAAGUUUUCGAUAUACAGGAUAUAAAGUUUUUGAAAAACAUCAGACCACAAAUCUUUUCAAAAUAUUUGUAAAAGAAGUCGUUCUUAACAUAUAUAUUUUCUUUUUGUUCAAAUGUUAUUUUCACUAAUUUGAUUCCGUAUUCCAUGUCCAAUGGGAUUGAGGUUGGGGUUCUAUGCCGGCAGGAUUUAGCCCAACUUCCAAAAAAAUAAUUUCGAACCACCUGAGAAGUGUUAGGUCAUGAGAUAAGGAGCAAAUGGUACAGCCAAAGGACUUACAGUCUGUGUGCGGCGAUUUAUAUUCUGAAAUUAUAAAGUUUCGUAUAGUGGAGAUGGCUGUUAUAUGACGUGUACGUGCUACAUUUUUCUCCGCAUAUUGGUAUAGAGCUUGAUUGAGGGUGAUACUGGCUCUUUCGAAAAAUUCCCCAAAGGUUUAUCAACUGUGAACCACAGUUAGUCUCCAGUUUCAGAAAUUCUUCUGGAAAGUGGUAUGUCUCUCAAAACGUCGAAAAGCUUGAACUUACGACGACUCAACCGGUUCAGAAAUUAUUUGACCAGUGACAACGAUCUCAGAAGCCUGCAGACGAAGCAAAAAUUAUUGCGUGUUUCCGCAGUGUUUUUGUAGUGUCUUCAUCGAUUUCGUUAAAUUCCACAGGUAAUUUUCUGAAUGUAAACAAUUCAAGCAUUAUAAUAAAAAAAAUUAUACAUAAUUGCUAUUUUUCCAUCGUAUGCAAAGGUGGGGCGUUGUAAAGUAGUGUUGGUACCAACUGUUGUUGGGUACGAGUUAGUAGAAAGUAGUUUGAAAAAGUAAAAGCACAGCAGAAAAUUUCUCAGUUUUUUUUCAAUCAUCUCAGGUUAAAUUUAGUGAUGGAGGGUUAACCCCAUUUAAGUUUAUAAAACUGUGAUUGGUAAUAAUAUUAAGAAAUUGGUAUGUUUUCAAGUGAAUUAAGUACCUGCAGUAAAACCUCAAAUUUAAAAUAUUUGGCUGGCCAAAUACUUACGACACUACAGUAGGUAUUAUAUAUUAUAUAACUGUUACCAAUCAUAACAUAUUAUAUAUAUAUAGAAUAUUCCAUUAUAAAACAUAACACUGUAAAUAGUCAUAGUAAUAUAGUCAUCUAUAGUCAUUUUAAACUAAUUUUAAAAGUUUAAAAAUCUUAUGUGUAUGUAUAUAUAUAUAUAUAUGUAUACCGGGUGCGUGACUCAACGUUGCCACUUUCGUUUCGAUAGAAAACAAAAGAUGAACUUUAAAUCAUUUCCUAGUCACGGGGGUUUCACUUGGCAUAAAAAUAUUUUCAUUUUUAUAGAUGUGAAAGAAAUAUAAAGAAUGUCUGAUAAACAGUUGAUUUUAUGGGGCAUAUUAAUAGGGGGCAACAAAUUAUUCGUAUCAUCCAUCUUGAGCGCCAUCUGUGACUGACGAUAAGAAAAAAAUAGCUAUGCCAAGUUGAACCCUUUACUGCCUUUUGCUUAUGGCUAGCAUCAAUUUAAAAAAUCAACGUUUUUAAUAACAUUUUUACACGAUCAAACAUGAAUUCCUGGAAAAAUAGAUUUUGCACUUUCAAUCAAAAUGUAGCCAGAAUUUAUCAAAUAAUUGUUGAAAAUUUGAGCCGGUCCUAUUCUUCAAUUUAACAGCAAUUUUAUACACAACACAUCAAAAUUUAAUUUAUUGGCAAUUAUAAAUAUGUGAAAAAAUUGUAAAAAAUAGUGAAUUGGGCGUUUACAUAAAAAAAUGUAGUGUUUUCUCACUGCACAAGCAAUUUCACUAUUACCUUCUUAUACAGGGUGUUUCAGGAUUAUAUGCAAAAAUUUUAAAUACGAAUUGGGAAUCGGACAAUAAGAAAAAAAGUUUCUAUGGACGUAUGUCCGGAAAGAUUCGUUAAGGAGUUACGACGAAAUUGGCGGCCGAGUUUUAAAUUUUUUUCUCAAAUUUGAAAACAAGAUAAAAUCCUGAAUUUAUAUCUAUUGAGACCUACUACCUGAUUGUAAUAAAGAAUUAUAAUAAAUUGAACUUAUUUCAUGUUACGUCUUACAUUCUUAUUAUUUAGAUAAUAGGCACCCAGUUAGGUUAGUCGCUGAAAUACAAACAAAAAUUUUAUUUUAUUUUUUUACUCAAAAACUACUUAUUUCAUGAUAAAGAUGAAAAAGUUUCUAAAUUAAUCUGUCUCUCCAAAAGAUGUAUUGCAACAAUUGAAAUCCUAAUGAGUCGAAUGUUUUCAUGAAAAAUAUACAGGGUGUUGUUGAUUUCACCCGUUCCAAAUAAGAUUAUUUUAACGAAAAAAUACUGGUUAGAUGGGCCUGGAUCAGUAUAACAUCUGUACCAAAAUGUUUUCAAAUUUGAGAAAAAAAUUUAAAACUCGAUUUUGACCUCCAUUUUUAAACGACGGUAACUCCUUAACGAAUCUUUUCCGGACAUACGUCCAUAGGAACUUUUUUUCUUAUUUUCCGAUUCCCAAUUCGUAUUUAAAAUUUUUGCAUAUAAUCCUGAAACACCCUGUAUAACUUUUUAUUCGAAUUAUUAAAUAAAUAAAGUGAUAUUUUAGUUGAGCUGGGAAUAAAACCCAUUAAACGUGAUUUAAACUGGUCGCAGAUCUUUCGACUACACACCAACACCGUUUUGCCACCAACAUACCUUAAUAGAUAAGUAAAAAUUAUAAUACAAUAAAACACUACACACACCUUUCGGUAUUGUUUCCUUAUCAAUAAUACCUGUCCCGUUUUUGUAAUAAAACAAAAAGUAGAAGAGUAGAUAUUUCUAAUCGGUGUAGAAGGUAGUGCAACAAAUAACCUCAUUAUUAAAAUUGUUGGUUUUAAACAAAUAUUCAUAUUUGGGCCUAUUGAGUAAUUACAAUUUAAAAAUUUAACUCUAAUAAAUACACUUGCAAUAUUUUCCUUAAAUUUGUCAACCUAGUGAAUAAAUUUGAUUUUCGUUGAUUGUGCAAAACUGCUAUAAAAGGAAAUACCGGUGGAAAUGUUAAGUGGCUCACCCUGUGUAUAGUUGUUAUCGCAUGUUGUUGAUAUUGUUAAUGUUUGGACUUGCCAUCAAAUAGUUUAAAAAAUAGUUGUUAAAAAUAUGUUCGUCAGUUUGAGUUGCCUCCUUGAUUAUAUGUAUAUUAGAAAAUUUGGGAAAAUUUGUUAGAAAUACCACCGAUGCGUAUAAACCACUCAAAUCAGCAAACUAAUAAAUGUCCUCUUAAGUUUUUUA
This is a messenger RNA of Anoplophora glabripennis (Asian longhorned beetle), 6283 nucleotides long. RefSeq names its product RNA-binding protein Nova-1 (gene pasilla). The transcript is spliced from 8 exons. Gene Ontology annotation, biological process: regulation of alternative mRNA splicing, via spliceosome; mRNA splicing, via spliceosome. NCBI's taxonomy places the organism in Eukaryota, Metazoa, Arthropoda, Insecta, Coleoptera, Cerambycidae. Bases 217 to 1830 code for a protein of 537 amino acids. Gene Ontology annotation, molecular function: mRNA binding. The record is from RefSeq and is a predicted model, not a curated record. Gene Ontology annotation, cellular component: nucleus; cytoplasm.